Molecule: messenger RNA, 360 nt
Organism: Dicrocoelium dendriticum
Lineage: Eukaryota; Metazoa; Platyhelminthes; Trematoda; Plagiorchiida; Dicrocoeliidae
Source: the annotation of a GenBank genome assembly
AUGAUCCUAGAUGCUUCCGAAAGGCGGCAAGAGUGCUAUCAAUCAUCUACGCAAGCUGAUUUCAAUCCGUACUCUUUUCCUGUUGUUCUAAUUGUCGUUUCGGUUAUUGAUGUGAUUGUUUUAGAGCCCGAUUGCAGAAUCCUAGAGGAUGAAGUCACUAUUGGUUCAGAGUUAUCGGAGCUUGCACAAGAAAGUGAUAUGUAUCAAGAAUCGGUAUCACCCGAAAAUCAUGUUCAGACACCAGUGAAGUGGACGCAAAUGAUCACAAGCUGUGAGCUUCUUCCAAUCACGGCCCUUCCUUUCCAGAUUACGCACAAGGACAAAGACGUUCUGCGUUCUGCUGUUGAAAUAGUGUCUUGA